This is a messenger RNA of Cordyceps militaris CM01, 1125 nucleotides long. RefSeq lists its product as uncharacterized. Lineage: Eukaryota; Fungi; Ascomycota; Sordariomycetes; Hypocreales; Cordycipitaceae. The coding region runs from base 1 to 1125 and encodes 374 amino acids. The record is from RefSeq and is a predicted model, not a curated record. The transcript has a single exon.
AUGAGUCUCGCCGACGCCGCGCCCAUCACCACCGGCGACCGGCUGGCACAGCUUGAUAUCGCAGAAGACAGUAGCCGUGGCACCUCGACACCCCGUGCUGCUGCUACCAGUGCUCCCGCCACUCUGGAUACUGUCAGUCCGACCGACGACGGGACAUCCAGCGCCAAGGGCAAGAAGCGCGCUCUAUUUGGAUUUGGCAAGAAGAAGCCGUCGUCCGCGGCUGCGGGCUGGCCGACAGACGCGAAGCCCCCUCCGUUGCUCACCAAGAACUCUUCCAAGAUGUCUGGGGUCACGCGCUCGACGCAAAGCUCCCGCGACUACCCGUUUUCUUCACCAUCUUCGCCCGGCCGUACUCUGUCCACAUCCCCUCGCCUGGCGUCUCCGGCCGGCUCGCAAAUCUUUGAGCGAGAUGUUCAGGAGAGCGCCGUCCUCAUGCCCAACUCGCCCGCCAUACCCACCCAUAUUCAGACGGAAAACUUUAUUCCUUCUGUCCUCGACGAUGCCUCCGAGGCCAUCACCAACAAUGAGCUCGACCCCGAUACCGUAGAGAUUAUUACACACUCGUCGCAUCUCCCGGCCUCGGUCACCGUGACAGGCGCCCCCAACAGCCCCAGCGACCACCAGACCUCCACCGAGUGGGCAGCCGAGCUGGCUUCGUUUGCCGAUCGCAUUGGUGUUUCUGGCGAGACUGCUUCCAAUUACGGAUCUCUAGACUCGGCAGACGUUCGGCGAUUGUCAUUUAUUUCCUUCGCCGACGUUGUGCAGUCCGAGCACAGCCUCUCACUACGCAGCCCAGCUUCGAGAGAGAAUCUGCAGCUAUCAGGCUUGACGUCUUUGCCUCCAUCCGCAUUGAACCGAUCCCCUUCACCUAUUCGCUCGCCAGUCUCAAGCCAAGGGCCUGGAAACUCGCCGCCAACUAGUAACCCCGGCAGCAUGAAGGGUGUGGACAUGAGUCCAGCGCGCAAGCUCAUGGGCAGCCCCAAGAGCACUCAGCAUUCGCUCGCCGCACCUAGCGAACUCAAUGUUGAAACCAUGCGACAGGCCCUCCGACGAACAGGCAGCACAGAUCUCGCCGGCGCCCGCAGCAUGCCGGUAAGCCCCAUCGACGCACUCGGCCCUCGCUGA